AUGGCAGACAAUUCCACCGCCUCUGCCCUUGCUGGGCAAUGGCGCAAUCCAGCUGGCUUCAUGUCCCUCUUGAUGAUAAUCGGAGGCCCCGUCAUACAGUCAGCACUUGCCCAACUCACCGGACCAUCUUUCGUCCCCAUCUGUUUUAGCUUCGGCUGGGUGUCGUACGCAUUCUCUACCAUAAGUGUCUUGGUCGGCGAUGGACGUUUGAUGCCACCCGCAGACUACGCCUGUAAAGUUAUCAAUCUCGAAAACGGCUAUACACGAACAAACAGAUCUUGGAUUGUUGGUCGAUUAUUGCGAGAUCUGGAAAAGCCGCUUACGAAUGAAGCAUUGCGGGUUGAGGUUUAUGAAGCCGUCGAUACUCCUGGUGGAAAGUUUCUGGCAGGGGGCAAAUCAAGAUGGUUUGGAUUGGGGGCCAUUCUCAUUCAACUCGGCAUCACUAUCAUACCAUUGAAAUGCUUUGGUGACUGGGGUCCUUUGAUGAUUACCGUAUUGGGAACUAUCGGAGCCGUUGCAACGGCGGCAUUACCUCAAUGGAAAGUGGAGAAGUUGGCCUGUCGGGUUAAAUCGGCAAAAAGGAUAGCGAUUACCACAGGGAAUGGGUCGCGCCAUGUGGUAGUGAUUCUGGGGAAAGUGGGUAGCUUGGAUAUCGAAGAUCUAGCCGCGGCAGAAGGACCACGCCAACCAAGGUCAUGGAACGAAUUCAAAUGGUGCGUGAGGUACGUGGAUGAAAGUGGCAAGGAGGUAAAGGUUUCUCGGACAGAAGCCUUUAAGGAAUACAUGAAAGAGAAGGGCAUUGUCACUGUGUGGAAUGGGACCUGGCUAGGUGUUAGGUGUUUUCAAUGGUACAAAAGCGGAGGGGGCGAAGCGGUGCCACGGGCGAGCAGCAAAGACGUCAUGGAAUCCUACAUGAAGAAACGAAAGCUUAGGGACGAAGAAAAACUCUUCCGUGGCCUUCCGAUAGGCUUCUGGAUAACCAGGCUCUUAUGUGGAAUUCUCAUACUUCUUUGGGCAGCAGUUCUCAUCUCAGUAAUGGCCCUGAAAGAAAGAGUAUGGUAUUUGGUCGGGGUUGGGACAGUUGGCAUGAUCCAGAACGCUACCGCUGCGGCGAUGAGCCGAACGCCAGAGGCUCGUGGCAUCCAUUUGAAAAGGGGCAAGAUGAUCUUCAUUGGACAAAAGGUUAUGGAUGUGUUGAUGGAUCUUGAUACGUGGCAGCCUGGAUGUGGCAGGUCUCUGCUCAAGGAAUUUUUCCCUGCAGGGCUUGAUGUUCCUAAGGAUAGAGGGGAGAAUGACUGGUGGGAGGAAAAGAAAAGGAAAGAUGAUGAAAACAGGGGAGCGAGUGUGGGAGAAAGCGGAAAGCAAAAGGCACCGUCGGAAACGAAAAAGAGUUACGGUCAAGGUAAAGAUAAAUAUGAUCAAGAGCGCUAUGAAGAUGAGAAUCGCCGGAAAAGAUGCAACAGUGAAGAGGUUGAGUAACCCGGUGUAUGAUGAUAGUGGUAGGGUUUGCUGGUUAGUCACUAUAGCCUGUUCUAUAUAUAUAUAGGAAAGGGUCGCCUAGAUCACAUUUAUUGAAAAAUAAUCAAGUUUUGAGUUA
Fusarium oxysporum Fo47 is the source of this 1597-nucleotide messenger RNA. RefSeq lists its product as uncharacterized. The transcript has a single exon. The record is from RefSeq and is a predicted model, not a curated record. Bases 1 to 1479 code for a protein of 492 amino acids. Lineage: Eukaryota; Fungi; Ascomycota; Sordariomycetes; Hypocreales; Nectriaceae.